UUCAUCGAGCGAGACAAUCCGGAACAACAACAUUGAGGAAUCGGACGGCUUGGAACCUGAACCAACAAAUUAUUCAAGGCUUGAGCGACAGAAAUGAAUUGUUUUGACGUCUAUGAACUGGAGGACAUUAGUGUCUGCGGCUAGUGAACCAGUAUAAUUAUACUAAUGCAAACUGGCGUGUUAAAGGCAUAGACACAACCUUUGGGCAAAGUUAAGAUGUCAUUAUGGGUGGCACUGCUGUCUGUGGCACCUUUGGGACGAGGUGUGGACUGCCUGCGGUCUUGCUUUGUCUGGCAGCUCUCCUCUGCGCCAAUCUGCUGCUGUAUUUCUACCUAGAUGCCCUGUAUCAGGACACUAACCCUCUCUCAGCACACACGCAGUGCCCGCUUCGCCACUUUAAAGUGGGCACCAGGACCACCUGUACCCCUUGGCUUCAGUGCCCCGAAAUUCGUGCUGAGGUCCGUCGUGUGAAGCUCAUCGGACAAGGAGCUGUGAAGAAGGUUUAUCUGUCAGAGUGGCGGGGUCAGAAGGUGGCGCUCUCCGUCUUGUCAUCAGAGCAGUAUACAGAUGAUUUCCUGCACGGACUGACAAUGCUACGUGCCUUGCAGAGCGCCCAUGUCGUGACGCUUGUAGGGGCGUGUGAAGAGGAUGGUGUGUUUGUAACAGAGUAUCACCCUCUGGGAUCAGCACUGACGCUUGACGCCACUCUCGCACAAGACCGAUAUCACUGGCGAAACUCCUGGCAUACUCGACUACAGCUGGCUAUAGACUACGUCGCCUUUCUGGCAUACCUGCACAGCAGUCCGGUGGGCAUCCGUGUCAUGUGUGACUCCAACGACCUGCACAAAACUCUCAGCCAGUUUCUGCUCACAUCCGACAUGCGUCUGUUGGCCAACGACUUGGAUGCGCUGCCUGAGGUGGAGAGGGGACGUCAAGGGGUGAAGUGCGGUCACCAUGAGCUCACCGGGGACUUCGCUGCUCCAGAGCAGUUGUGGCCUUACCGCGAGGAUGUGCAGUUCUCUGAUGAAGCCAUGCCUGGUUACGAUGAAAAGACAGACAUCUGGAAGAUUCCAGAUGUGACACGUUUCCUGUUGGGGAGUGUCCUGGGAAGUGAUGUCAUCCAUUUCCACUUGUUUCAGAUCUACACUGAAUGCAAGAGUAAUGAGCCUCACAUGCGGCCGACGGCGCUUGAGGUCCUCAGUGUGUAUCGCUCUGUCUACGACAGCAUGAUAGAGAGUCAAUCACAGAGAGUUAGAGAUAUGUUGUAGAGCGUAAUGGUCAUUAAAGGGGUAGUUCAACCAAAAACCUGUAUGUCUUACUUUCUUUUGUAGAACUUUA
Messenger RNA from Sinocyclocheilus grahami, 1338 nucleotides. RefSeq names its product protein O-mannose kinase-like. Gene Ontology annotation, cellular component: endoplasmic reticulum membrane. NCBI's taxonomy places the organism in Eukaryota, Metazoa, Chordata, Actinopteri, Cypriniformes, Cyprinidae. Gene Ontology annotation, biological process: protein O-linked glycosylation; carbohydrate phosphorylation; protein phosphorylation. The record is from RefSeq and is a predicted model, not a curated record. Gene Ontology annotation, molecular function: protein kinase activity; carbohydrate kinase activity; ATP binding. The transcript is spliced from 3 exons. Bases 225 to 1268 code for a protein of 347 amino acids.